Rotaria sordida is the source of this 1536-nucleotide messenger RNA. The record is from the annotation of a GenBank genome assembly. Lineage: Eukaryota; Metazoa; Rotifera; Eurotatoria; Philodinida; Philodinidae.
AUGGAAUCACUUCCAAAUGAAAUCGUUUUGAUUGUGUUUAGUUAUCUUAAAACAUAUGAUAUUGUCUAUGCAUUUUAUUUUCUUAAACGUCGUUAUGCACGUCUUAUUGAAGAAUUUCGAUCGUUUUCAACAUCGAUUAAUCUUAUAAAUGCUUCUUUACCAAUAUUCAAUUUAUAUUAUUCAUUAAUAUUUCAAUCAUAUCAUAUAAAUAAAUUCAAUAUUGAAAAAGUUAAAAUUGAAUGUAAAAUGUUAAAUAAAUUUAUAUUAAAUGAAAAAAUAUUUCCUCGAUUAGAAUCAUUAUCAAUAAUUAUACGAAAAACAAAUGAAUUAACAAUUUUAUUAAAAUAUUUUUCAUUUUUUACACAACUUAAACAACUUUAUAUAAGAAGUGAUGUUUGUUGUUGUGAUCGAAUAUUAUUUGAAGAACAAGUCAAACAAAAUUUUUUUCAAACAAAUAAAAUACAACUUCAAUCAUUAACAUUUGCAACACCACCAUGCUUUUCAAUUUCAUUACAAGAUAUCAAUUUUGAACAAUGUUUACUUACUAACUUGACAUUAACUGUUCGUUCAAUGAAUGAUUUUUGUUCAAUAUUGAGUAGUGCUCGUCAACUUCGUUCACUUUGUAUACGUGUCUUAGAUACAAAUAUUAAUCAUCAAAAUCCAUUAACAAUAACAAAAUCUUGUCCGCAUUUAAAAUAUUUUUUAUUUAUAUGUUUAAAUUCAGUUUCUUAUGAAAUAAUUAAAAAUAUAUUUAAAACAUUAAUAUCAAUUGAAAAAUUAAGUUUUUCAUUAGUUUUUGAUUAUCAAUCAGGUAUUAUUGAUGGUAAUCGUUUAUAUAACGAUAUAUUUAUAUAUUUAUCAAAUUUAAUUAAUUUACAAUUUGAAAUAAAAUUUUCAUUAUCAAUUAUAUCAAAUAAUUUAAUACAAUCAUUUGAAACACCAUUUUGGUUACGUUUUUCACCAAUAGGUUUUCAUUCAUAUAAUCAUAUAUAUACAUUACCAUUUCCAUUUCAUCAUGUUGAUCUUGAUCAAACAAUAUUAAAAAGUCAACAAACAAGAAAAUUAAAAUAUAAUUGGCGUUUUGUAUAUGAUAUUAAUUUAUAUGAUCGUAUACCAUAUACAAAUGAAUUUUUAAUUUAUCUUCGUAAUGAAUUUAUAAAUUUAACAACAUUAACAUUAAAAUGGAAAUUUGAUUUAAUGAUAUCUAUACCAUCAUUAUCAACAUGGUUUAAUUUACCAACAAUUCGUCGUUUAAUUAUUAAAUUAACUUCAUUACAAAAUCCUGAUAUAAUUAAAGAAUUUUUACUUUGUUUACCUAAUUGUGAUACAUUAGAUUGUGAUUAUAUUCUUAUUGCACGAGUAACAUCAUAUUUUCGUCCUAGACAUGUAUUAAAUGAAUUUGGUAAACGAUUACGUUUAUUAAUUGUUGAUGAACUUCCAUCGGAUUGGAAAAUUGAAAUGAAAAAAAGACAUAAUAUUUAUUUUCAUAGAUUUCGACAAUUUUUUCCUAAUAUUGAAUGUCCUCUGUAUUAUUAA